GCAUGCCCAAGAAAAUUGUUUUAUUUUUGGACACAAAGACUAUAUUUGAAUUUGUACUUUAAACAAUCCAAAUGGAGUAAAUAGCAUAUCACUCGGGGGGAAGCAAAUAUAGAAUGAGAGUCCACCUAAUAAAUUCAUCCCAAAACGGCUCUUCUCCCCUUCUCCGGUUACCCCUUCCGCCAAAACCCCCUCCCUUAAAUCACUCCAAACGCAUUCGCCAUUUCUGCACAAUCCACAGGUUUUCCAUUAAUAUUGAUUCGUAGCAGAGAAGAAGAAGAAGAAGAAGAAGAUCAAUCGGAUGGGCCACAAGAGGGGUUCUUAUUCUUCUUCGUCUUCUUCCGUGAACAAGCUGUUCUCAUGGGCGAGGAAGCAGUCGAUGAAGGUGAAGCUCUUCCUGGGCCUGAUCACGGCGCUGGCGGCGCUUCUGGCUCUCAGCCGCUCCGUCAAGGACCGCAACCAGUUCUUCGUCGCCGCUGAAGCCAUCCAUUUCGCCGGAAUUUUGGUCUUGAUUUACAAACUCAUCCGCAAGAAGUCCUGCUCCGGGCUAUCACUCAGGUCUCAGGAGCUCACAGCUCUAUUUUUAGCUAUAAGAUUGUACUGCAGCUUUAUCAUGGAAGCUGAUAUACACACCCUGCUAGAUUUCGUCACGCUUUUGUCAACUCUAUGGGUUAUGUACAUGAUCAGAUUUAAGCUGAAAUAUACCUACAUGGCGGAGCUUGACAAAACGCCCUUAUAUUAUAUAAUUGUGCCUGCUGCAGUUCUAGCUGUUCUUGUGCAUCCAUACUCUCAUCUCAAUGUAAACAUCCAUAGAGUGGCAUGGGCAUUUUGUGUGUACUUGGAAUCCGUUGCAGUGCUACCUCAGCUUCACAUGAUGCAAAAGGCUAAGCUGAUAGAACCAUUCACAGCCCAUUAUGUGUUUGCGUUGGGGGUUGCGAGAUUCCUUGAAUGUGCUCAUUGGAUCAUUCAGAUAUACGAAUCGGGCGGGAAAUAUUUGUAUCUAGCUGGAAGUGGAUAUCUCUGGGUACCUGCUAUUUAUGCAGCAGAAAUGGUCCAAACCUUCAUUUUAGCGGAUUUUUGCUAUUAUUAUGUCAAGAGUGUCAUGAGCGGCAAACUACUCGAGACCCUCCAAUCACCGGUCUAAAGUUGUAUCUUGAUUCUUUAAGAGUUAACAAUUGUAACAUUUAUCGGUGUUUUAAGGUAUACAUACAAACAUGGUUAUUAAAUUAUUCGAAGAAUGUUAUGUGCGCUCCCAUCUUAAAAGUUUGAAACAACGAAUCAUGAUGAGCAUGUUUAGAAAUAGCGUUAGCCUUUUGAAAAGGCUAUCUACGCGCAGCGUUUAGCAUUUUCAAAGUAAUUCGCACCGUUAAAUUUUUAUCCAAAACGCUAACGCUAAUCACUAACGCAUUUCCAAACAGACCCGAUAUCUCUAGAUUUUAGCACCUGCAUUGGGUAUCAUAUCCGACCAUUUGAGAGUUUUACAGUGGUACUAUUGAAUUUCAAAGUGAAUCUUAUCCCCCUAAUCCUCGCACCACUAUACUCUUAAAAUUGUCAAAAUGCCAGUGUUUCAAAAACUGCUAAAAUAUUAUUAUGGUACUGUAGUAUUUCAUCGAUUGAUUUCAUAAAGCUAAGGUUAGGGG
This is a messenger RNA of Cuscuta campestris, 1637 nucleotides long. NCBI's taxonomy places the organism in Eukaryota, Viridiplantae, Streptophyta, Magnoliopsida, Solanales, Convolvulaceae. The record is from the annotation of a GenBank genome assembly.